Messenger RNA from Carya illinoinensis, 2907 nucleotides. RefSeq names its product protein RIK-like. The record is from RefSeq and is a predicted model, not a curated record. The transcript is spliced from 11 exons. Bases 866 to 2494 code for a protein of 542 amino acids. Gene Ontology annotation, molecular function: RNA binding. Lineage: Eukaryota; Viridiplantae; Streptophyta; Magnoliopsida; Fagales; Juglandaceae. Gene Ontology annotation, cellular component: nucleus.
GUUCAUUCAUAUUACAAGUUGUUGAUUGUUCAACAUAGUCCUCCUUUUCCUUGGAAGUGCUAUCUUAUUGUUAUGGAUUGGUGUUUCAUGUGUAAAAAACAUGGGGAAUCUUUAGAUCAUUUACUUUUGCAUUGUGAGGUGACAAUGGCUUUGUGGGAUGUAGAACUGGGUUGGCUUGGGUGAUGCCUUUGAGAGUGGCUGAUCUUCUUGUGUGUUGGAAUGGGCUAUAUGGUUGCUCUCAAGUUGAUGUAGCUUGGAAAAUGGUUCCUUUGUGUCUUAUGUGGUGAAUUUGGAUGGAAAGAAAUAAGUGAUGUUUCAAUGAUAAGGAGUGUACUUUGGAGGAACUUCGGAACUUUGUUGUUCACUCUUUAUUGCUUUGGCUUUCUAUUUUAGUGAUUAACGAAGUUCCUGUCUGUUUUAGUGACUAACGGAGUUUCUGUCUGUUUUAGGUGUUUUCAUUUGUAUACUUGUGUACAUGGGCAUAUCCUUUUUCAUUCGAUUUAAUAAAAUUGUCUUUCUUAUAAAUAAAAAAGUCAUACACACCUGGUGUGCUUCAUUUUCUUGGGUGAUUAAUAAAACCAAUAUUACUUGUAAGAAUGAUUAUUUUUUCUAGUAAAUGAGUGGGUUAUGUACAAUGCUCAUAAAUGACAUUAGGAUGUGUCGGUGCCUCUGAAGACAGUGAAAUGUUUAUUACUCUCUCUCCCCCAAAAUUUCUUGAAAAAUCAAAAUAUCCCUUAGAUUUUGUUCAUAAUUCUAAGAAAAUACACCCCCCCCCCCCCCCCCACCCCCCACAAAAACCAACUUUAAUAGUAUUUGAGUCCACCUCUACCCUGCUGCAACAAAGUGCUUGCUUUUGUUGCGGAACAUGUUUUAUUGGAGUUUUCUGAAGACUGCUGUACAUCCAUAUUCUGACAUUAUAUUUCCAAAGAUCCAAGAUGAGUUAAUAGCACGAGAAAUUGUCAUAAAUGACGCUGAGUCUUCUGUUCGCUACAAGCUCACAAAACGCCAAACACAGGAGGAGAUACAAAAGUGCACGGGUGCUGUGGUUAUAACUAGGGGUAAGUACCAUCCACCAAAUGCGCCUCUUGAUGGGGAGAAGCCCUUGUAUCUUCACAUAUCAGCUGGGGCUCAAUUAAAAGAUACUGCUGAGCGCAUAAUAGCAGUGGAUCGUGCUGCUGCCAUGGUUGAAGAAAUUCUGAAACAAGGUCCAAAUUUACAGCCAGCUUCUUCCACUUUUCAUCUGACUAUAAGCAAUGGAGUGAAGGCACUCAGCACAUGUGUGUUUUUGGGCUUUGACCCGGAUCCAUCACUGAACAUUGCUGCGCGUAUACGUGGACCAAAUGACCAGUAUAUAAAUCACAUAAUGAAUGAAACAGGAGCAACUGUCUCACUAAGAGGACGCGGUUCAGGGGACCUUGAAAGCACACUCGGAGAAGAAGGGCAGCAACCACUGCAUUUAUUCUUAUCAAGCAAUAAUCCUAAAGGAGUUGAAGAUGCUAAGCGUUUGGCUGAAAAUUUGUUGGAUACAAUCAGUGUAGAGUGUGGUGCAUCUAGGGUUUCAUCAUGUAAGGUUUAUAGUGCUGUUCCACCCCCACAGCAGGUUUACAAUGCUGUUCCUCCUCCACGGCAAUUAUUGGCCGGAGUUCUGAGUUCAGGAAAUGAAGUAGCAUUAAAUGCAGAUUCUUCUGCUGGUUUGACAGCUGUAACUGUGGGCUCUACACCAGCUCCCCCAGUUUCCUCUCGUUUGAUCCCUGGGCUCCCUCCUGUCUUUUCUCAAGGGACAGUAUCACAAUCUGGUGGAUAUUUACAUUGUGGGCAGUCUCAAGGAAAAGUAGUGGGCUAUUCCCACCAGGUAGUCUCUGCUGGAACAAGCUACAGUGGAUAUGGUGGGAUAUAUCCUCAAGCCACCCCAUUGCAACAAGUUGCUCUGGCACUUAGGCAGUCACCUUCUCCUGUUAAUUCUGGAUUGGAUUCUACAACAUCAAUACCAAGCAAAGAACCAAAGUCAAGUGUAAGCUCUGAUCCUGAGAAGGAGAAACAGCCUCCACAGAAGCGGAAGUUUCUGGAACUACCAGCUGGCUCAAAGUAUCCUGCAAAACUCCAUCAGGGUUCAGAAUAUUUAAAGCCCGCUGAGCCAUCACCAAAUUUGGGUGUGAGAAAUGUAUCGACUAUGCCAGCCCCAAAGAAGUUGGUCCAGUCAUUAUCAAAUGGAAUGCGACCACCCCUGCCAAGAGACAUGCCCCCACCACCACCUCCACCGAAAUUUCCGUUGUCAACCCAUGCUUUUAAAGGGGAUGUCAAGAACAAUAUCCUGAACAAAACAAAGUCUGAUGCUGUAACUGCCGUUCCUGAUACUCUGGUCAAGCUGAUGGAAUAUGGAGAGGAGGAUGAUGAUCUUGAGGAGAACUAUGAGGAAUUGCUUAGUGGCAACUCCUCUGCACUUGACAGCAACUCUGGUUCAGUGGCAGCUCGAAAACCCUUCUGGGCUUUAUAAAUUAUAGGUCGUAUAAAUUGAUUGAUUGUUGGCAAUGACGACUCAGUUGGAGUUUCUGAAAGUUCAUGCCGAGUAUAACUUAUAUAAAAAAAAAGAGUUCAUGCUGAGUAUAGUGUAGCCUUUCCAGGGUGGUCAGGUGGUCUGAAGCUAUUGGCACAAAUAUGUUAGAAGGUUAGUAAAAUAUGGGGAAUCGUCCAAAAAAGUACUUUAGAAAGGAGGGCUGCUUGUUGAGUAGUAAUUUGGACAUAAUGAGCUGGUGCUUCUGGAUAUUAUUGGUGGCUGGGCAGGCAACAAGAUCUGUGGUUCAUGCUUGUUCUAGUGCCAGUAUAUACGUGUACAUUAAUUAAAUAGGCUUUCUUGUGUAAAUAGUAAUAGGUUUUAAUUUGUUAAUAGAAAUGGAUUUUAAGCUUGAA